CCAAGAUCUCCUGAACCAUGCUGCUCAUGCUGCAGAAAGGACACCUCCACACUUCUAUACUAAAAUGUAGCAAGACACUGCACUGUACCACCUGGGAGGAGCACUUGGAACAUCUGCAUGCUGUCUUGGAUCGUCUCCACUCUGCCGGGCUGACCACAAAUUCUUCCAAGUGUGUCUUCGCCGCUGCAGAGUCAGAGUACCUGGGCCUCAUCAUCGGAAAUGGGGUGAUAGGGCCGCAAGUCAAUAAGAUCCAGGCUAUAGAGUCAUGUUCGUUGCAACACACAAGGAGGCAACUUCGGUCUUUCUUGGGCAUGGCAGGCUUCUAUCACCGCUUCAUCCCACAGUUCUCUGCCAGGGCAGCUCUUCUCACAGACAUGACAGGAUCUCGGUGUCCCAAUCAGAUCCGGUGGACAGAAGAGGCGGUGGCGGCUUUCCAGGACAUCCAGCAAUCACUAAGGGUCUGGGGGCGGUGCUUCUCCAGGGACCACCAGACGACCGCCAUCCAGUUGCCUACAUCAGCCGGAAAAUAUUCCCCCGAGAGGUUAGGUAUUCAACGGUGGAAAAGGAGGCACUGGCUAUCAAGUGGGCUCUUGACUCCUUCCGUUAUUACCUCCUGGGCAGAGAAUUCAUCCUUGAGACAGACCACAAAGCUCUUCAGUGGAUGGAAAGAAUGAAGGACACCAAUGGCCGGAUUACUCGGUGGUAUCUGGCACUACAACCUUUCUGCUUCAUCAUCAAGCACAUCCCUGGCAAGGAUAACAACACAGCUGACUACCUCUCUCGCAGUUCCAGCGAGAGUCCUGAAGGGCUGUGUGUGUGAUGGCCUAAGCCACACAGGUUAACAGCCAGCAAUGGUAAUACCGCACACAAGCCAUGUUUUAAGUACACAAGUUAAGUUAUUUUUGCAGUUAGCCACACCACACACAAUUCAUGAUUUCAAAACACAGAUCACAUAGUUUAUUUCAGGUAUAAUAUACAUUUAUUUUCUUUAGCCAUACACUGUUUAAAUGGAGUGCACACAUUUUCACAUUGUAUGGUUAUGUAGCCUAAACAUUUUCUGUUCUAUUAAUCAUUGUUUUUUUGUUACAAUGUUGGUGAGAAGUCUGUCCUGGGGGAAGAAAGGUGUGGCUAAGGGUGGAGGACUGUUUUAUCCAGUGGCCUGCCAAUCAAGCCGUACCAUGGGCUGCCAUAUUGGAGGGGGAUUUUGGGUUUAGUUUGUUUUACUUUGUAGUUGUUGUAUUUGUCGUCCAUUUUGUUUGUGUAAAUUGGUUUCGCCAAGCCACUAUAUAUGUUCCCUUGUGUCUCAUUCAGUUAGGUCAGUUUGUUCAGUUCAUAUCCUGUUUUGUGUAUAGUUAUGUUUUCUUGACCUCUUUUAUAGGCCUAGAUGUUAAGUUUUUGGUUUCUAUUGUUCAACUUUUUGGGGGUAAAUAAAAACCCUGUUUUUCAAAAAACUCCUGUUCUCCUCGUUGCUUGUCUGUUUGGUCCCUGACAUUUAACAUAAUACUGUAUAAUCUUAAACAAUAUAAGGGUCAAUACUGCAUGAAUACCCUACUUUUACUUUUGAUAGGCUAAUUAAAUACAUUUUAGUGUUAAUGAGUUCCCCACUCACAGUACACAUUAAAGAUGAUGUAAAUAAUGAUUGUUUGGGUCAGACGCCACAGAGGUCAUGACAUAAAGUUCAUGAAGAGAUUGAGACUUCUGUCAGCCAAUCCCCAGGCGGUGGGCGGGGUUAUGGAGCGUCCAGCUCACCUGACACCGGCUGCGCGUGUUCUGUAGUAAUCCUGUUUUGAAUGUCGUUAUUGACAUACACUGGAGUUUGCUGCAGCUCUUCUCUCUCCUCUGAGUCUUUAUCGAUAUCCCUCUGCCACAUAGCCCGCGGAGAAAGUCCUCAGGUACCUUUUACUGUUGGGGGGCAUGGAACCUCUGCGGAAGGAGGCGCAGGAUAAUCCGUCGGCUUCAGCUAAUCUUCUCUCCAAGAUUUUCUUCUGUUGGCUGAAUCCCUUGUUCAGAAUCGGGUACAAGAGGAAGUUGCAGGAAGAUGACAUGUAUGAAGUUCUCCCAGAGGACGGAUCCGAUAGACUUGGGGAGGAGCUGCAAUGGUACUGGAACAGAGAGGUUCAAAAGGCAGCAAAAGAUCUGCGCCCCCCUGGACUUGCCAAAGUUCUUGUUCAGUGCUAUUGGAGAUCAUACUCACUCAUUGGAAUAUACAUCUUUAUAGAGGAAGUCAUCAAAGUCAUUCAGCCGGUGCUACUUGGAAAGAUAAUUGAGUACUUUGAGAGUUAUGACCCCACCAACACAGCUGCAGUCUAUGAGGCCUACAGCUAUGCCGCAGCCAUCUCCCUGUCAACCAUUUGCCUGGCCGUCCUUCAUCAUCUCUAUUUCUACCAUGUCCAGCGAGCAGGCAUGAAGAUUCGCGUGGCCAUGUGCCACAUGAUCUAUCGGAAGGCUCUUUGUCUUAACAGCGAAGCACUGACCAAAACUACCACAGGACAAAUUGUAAACCUCUUGUCCAAUGAUGUCAACAAAUUUGAUGAGGUCACCUUAUAUUUGCAUUUCUUGUGGAUUGGUCCUCUACAAGCAGCCACUGUAAUAAUAUUGUUGAUGUAUGUGAUUGGCCCAUCAUGCCUUGCGGGAAUGGUCGUCUUCUUUAUCCUGAUGCCAAUACAGACUAUGUUCGGACGCUUGUUCUCUCAUCUCAGGGCUGAAACAGCAGUCUUAACAGAUGAUAGAAUACGCACUAUGAAUGAAGUCAUCGCUGGAAUCCGCGUUAUAAAGAUGUAUGGGUGGGAGAAGCCUUUCGCUGCAUUGGUGGAUGAGGUCAGAAGAAUGGAAAUCUCCAAGAUCAUGAAAAGCUCCUACCUGCGUGGCUUGAACAUGGCGUCUUUCUUUGUCGCCAGCAAGAUCAUCAUCUUCAUCACCGUCUGUAUCUACGUUCUGACAGGAAACGCGUUGAGUGCUAGCAGAGUGUUUAUGGCAGUUUCCCUCUACGGUGCGGUCAGACUCACCAUCACACUCUUCUUUCCCCUUGCCAUAGAGAAGGUCUCUGAGUCUCUCAUCAGCACAAGAAGGAUUAAAAAUUUUCUUCUGCUGGAUGAAGUUGCUCCUGAGCAUCAGGUGCUUACUGUAACAGAGAAGGACUGUAUGGUGAAUAUUCAGGAUUUAAUAUGCUACUGGGAUAAGAUGCUAGAGACUCCAACUUUACAGAACGUGUCUUUUACCGUGAGGCCAGAGCAGCUCCUGGCCAUAAUUGGACCUGUUGGAGCUGGAAAGUCCUCACUCCUCAGUGCCAUCCUAGGAGAACUGAGUCAGUCAAGUGGUGUGGUCAAGGUCAAAGGAGAGCUGACAUACACUUCUCAGCAGCCCUGGAUUUUACCUGGUACGAUUCGAAGCAACAUCCUUUUUGGCAAAGAGCUCAACCCUCAGAAGUAUGAUAGAGUCCUGAGAGCCUGCGCCCUCAAGAGAGACAUGGACCUUUUGCCAGGUGGUGACUUGACAAUGGUCGGGGACAGAGGGGCCAACCUAAGUGGAGGACAGAAAGCAAGGGUCAGCUUAGCAAGAGCAGUGUAUCGGGAUGCAGAUAUCUACUUGCUGGAUGACCCACUCAGCGCCGUGGAUGCUGAAGUGGGAAGGCACCUCUUUGAAGAGUGCAUUUGUGGACUUUUGAGGAAGAAGCCUCGUAUUCUGGUUACUCAUCAGCUACAGUAUCUGAAGGCUGCAGAUCAAAUCAUUGUCUUGAAGGAGGGUCAGAUGGUGGCAUGUGGGACCUACAGUGAGUUGCAGGGCUCUGGACUAGACUUCACCUCCCUGCUUAAGGAGAAGGAGGGCCAGGAGGAGGAUAGGCAGGGCACGACACCCAUCCCUGGGUCUGUCUCCCGCUGCCCCCAUACGCUCUCUGACAACUCACUGUCCUCUAUGUCCUCCCUCUCCUCCUCUCGGUACUCUUUGUUUGAGGGAGCAGAGCCACUUGCAGUGGUAGUGCAACCAUUGGAGGAGGAAAGCCGCUCAGAAGGAAACGUCGGCCUGCAUAUGUAUGUGAAGUAUUUCAGGGCAGGCGCCAACUUCCUGGUCCUCUUGAUCCUCAUUUUACUCAAUGCCCUAGCACAUAUUACGUUUGUGCUCCAGGACUGGUGGCUUGCUUGCUGGGCCUCUGAACAGAAUCACGUCAAUGUGACAGAGCACCUCAAUGGCAGCAUCCCUCGGCAGCUGGACCUUGACCUGUACCUAGGUGUUUACGCAGGUUUAACAGCCACUUCAGUAGUGUUUGGCUUCCUUCGCAGCUUGGUCUUCUUUAAUGUCCUGGUGAGCUCGGCUCAAACCCUACACAACAGCAUGUUUAAUGCCAUCCUCCGGACCCCGGUACACUUUUUCGAUAUCAGUCCAAUUGGAAGAAUCCUCAACAGGUUUUCAAAGGACAUCGGUUACCUGGACUCUCUGCUCCCAUGGACGUUUGUGGACUUUAUCCAGGUAUUUCUUCAAGUCACUGGAGUGAUUGCAGUAGCUGCCAUCAUCAUACCCUGGAUCCUUAUUCCCGUUGUUCCCCUUGUUGCUGUCUUCCUGUGUCUGCGAUGCUACUUCCUGCAGACCUCCAGGGACAUCAAGCGCCUAGAGUCUACCACUCGGAGUCCCGUAUUCUCCCACCUUUCUUCCUCGCUUCAAGGCCUGAGCACCAUCCGUGCCUUCAAGGUUCAGCAGAGGUUUCAGCAAAUGUUUGAUGAAUAUCAAGACCUUCAUUCAGCGGCCUGGUUCUUAUUCCUGACCACUUCUCGCUGGUUUGCGGUGCGUCUUGAUGGAAUUUGCUCGGUUUUUGUCACCAUUACUGCUUUUGGCUGCCUUUACCUCAGGGAUGGACUUGAGCCAGGUGCAGUGGGUCUGGCGCUAUCUUAUGCUGUGACACUUACAGGCAUGUUCCAGUGGGGCGUCAGACAGAGUGCCGAGAUCGAGAACAUGAUGACAUCAGUGGAGAGAGUGGUUGAGUAUGCAGAGCUGGAGAGUGAAGCACUGUGGGAGACGGACAAACAGCCUCCGCAUGAUUGGCCCAAGACAGGCUCCAUCACCUUUGACAGAGUCAACUUCUCUUACAGUGCCAGUGAGCGUUUGGUCCUAAAGAACCUGACUGUUGUCUUCAAAUCCAGAGAAAAGGUUGGUAUCGUUGGACGUACUGGUGCUGGUAAAAGCUCUCUGAUCUCGGCCUUGUUCCGGCUGGCAGAACCUGAGGGAAGAAUAAUGAUUGAUGGUUUUCUGACUUCGGAGAUUGGUCUGCACACCCUGCGCCAGAAAAUGUCCAUCAUCCCACAGGACCCAGUUCUCUUCACGGGCACCAUGAGGAAGAAUCUGGACCCUUUCAGGCAGCACACAGACGAGGACCUGUGGAAUGCACUCCAAGAGGUGCAGAUGAAGGCCGUGGUGGAGGACCUGCCCAAUAAGCUGGAUACGGUGCUGACUGAGUCAGGCUCUAACUUCAGCGUGGGCCAGAGGCAACUUGUGUGUCUGGCCAGGGCCAUCCUCCGGAAAAACCGCAUCCUUAUCAUUGAUGAGGCCACAGCCAAUGUGGACCCAAGAACUGACAGCCUCAUCCAGCAGACUAUCCGGCACAAGUUUCAAGAGUGUACAGUCCUCACCAUUGCUCACAGGCUCAACACUAUCAUUGACUGUGACAGAAUACUGGUUCUGGCUGCCGGAAGGAUCCAGGAGUAUGAUCAGCCAUAUGUGCUGCUCCAGAACCAGGACGGGCUCUUUUACCAGAUGGUCCAACAGACAGGUAGAGCUGAGGCCGCCUCGCUGCUGCACACAGCCAAACAGGUUUACAUGAACAAAAAGCGAGUGACAGAAGUGCACUGUGCCAAGGACAUCUGUGUCAUCUUUGAGACGUCUCUUUGACAGUUUGGAGAGUCGCUGUGGCCCUCACGUUUGCCAUCACUGACCAAAUCUUUUGCCAGAUAUACUUAGAAUCCUUACUGUGAAUUAAAAUGUCUUUAGAUUCCCAGCAGGCCCCUAGCAUAGUAUGUACUGCCUUGGAUAGUGAUAGUGCUUUGGUCUGGAACAGAAAAGAGGCAAGUAUCUGAGGCAGGAUGUGCCUUUAUUGACAACAUAUUACUGCAUGGCUGUUUAUUGAUUACACCCUGCUAUGAUUAUGUAUGUGUGUUCCGGCCUCUUGGGUAGCUUCAAUCCUGCACGGGUGCUCAGAUGUGUUAAUCCUGGUGCAAUAAAUUAUUGGUGGCUUAAAUUAUUCUCUUAAGGCAAACAUUGUUUUGUAGGACUGUGGUCUUUUUAUUAUUUGGAAAAUGCUUGAAAAGACAAGGAGAACCUGAGAGCAGACACCAGCGCUUUCAGUAAUUAUUGUGCCUUAAUCAGACUAUUGAUUUAUUUAUUUUUUUUUGUAAUUGCACUGUUUUCAUUGAGUAGUCUUCUAGCACUUUGAUGAUAGUGGUUUUAUGUCUACCUCAGCUCUUGUCAGGAAACAACAGUAAAGUUUAAAUGUGUCAGGCCAUGUACCGGCGGUGACUAACACCAAGAAACAUGGGACAGAAGUUUAAAGUUUAUGGCCUCUGAACAGUGUUUUCCAGUGUAAUAUCAACUUUCUCUCUUUACUGUUUAGAUAAAUGGGCUGUUAUUACUUUGAAAAGUAGCACUUUUUACUUUGGCAAUAAUAUUAAAUUUAGAAUGACUAUUUAUAGCUAUGUAACCAUUUACAGUAUUUUAUAUGUCUUUGUGUAUGGGUUUAUAACAGUUUUGUUAAAGGUAAUAUUUCAUGGAGUAUGCACUUAGUAGUUGUUUAGGCAUAAAUAGGUGAUACAAAUGAUCACUUAUAAUUUACAGCAAAUGAAAUUCAAAUAACAUACAAUAAAACAGUAUUGAUCGAG
This is a messenger RNA of Micropterus salmoides (largemouth bass), 6860 nucleotides long. Its product is annotated as multidrug resistance-associated protein 4-like. Gene Ontology annotation, biological process: transmembrane transport. The coding region runs from base 1915 to 5877 and encodes 1320 amino acids. Lineage: Eukaryota; Metazoa; Chordata; Actinopteri; Centrarchiformes; Centrarchidae. The transcript has 33 exons. The record is from RefSeq and is a predicted model, not a curated record. Gene Ontology annotation, molecular function: ABC-type transporter activity; ATP binding; ATP hydrolysis activity. Gene Ontology annotation, cellular component: plasma membrane.